Molecule: messenger RNA, 3745 nt
Organism: Pseudophryne corroboree (corroboree frog)
Lineage: Eukaryota; Metazoa; Chordata; Amphibia; Anura; Myobatrachidae
Gene: PIGZ
Product: phosphatidylinositol glycan anchor biosynthesis class Z
Exons: 3
Coding region: 374-2017 (547 amino acids)
Biological process (GO): GPI anchor biosynthetic process
Cellular component (GO): endoplasmic reticulum membrane
Molecular function (GO): alpha-1,2-mannosyltransferase activity
Source: RefSeq, a predicted model, not a curated record
UAUCCAUACAGAAUAGGAUAAGGGACUAUUAUGUGUGAGCUGCUUGAGCCCCUUGAUUGGAUUGCCUAUGCUGCAGACUAUAAUGGUGGGAAGAAGAUUGUAGCCACGCGUGAAUAGAAUCUGAUCGUCUAGGGACCUGCAAUGGUUUUCAGUGGCAGCAGAGGAUCUGAUACAUUCUUUCUAUAACAAGGAUACUCUUCAUGCAUAUGUAUGACUACCCCCCAGCCUUGGCUGCUGCAGUCUAUUGACGGGGGCUCUUGUGGAGAAUAAUGGAAAACAAUACAUUCUGCCGGGGACCAGGGUGACAGCUCCUGCAAACUGCAGCACAAUUCGUUCUGUUCCAUAGGGAGAUCACCCUCAGGACACGGGAGUCAUGCAGGAACAGAUGGUGUGGGGAGCCCUGAGCCUCCUACGGGUAGUAUGGUGCCUUGUUCCGCAGAAGGGAUACCUGCACCCUGAUGAAUUCUUUCAGUCUCCUGAGGUCAUGGCAGGUGACAUUUUAGGUCUGGAAAUCAAUCGUCCUUGGGAAUUUCUCCCCGUCUUCCCCUGCAGGACAGUGCUCAUACCUCUGCUAACAUCAGGCACUGCUUUCUGGAUCGUUGAAAUACUGCGUCGGUUGGGAUUUGAGACAGCUGUGAAUUGCGGUUACAUUCUUCUAGUGCUCCCUCGACUCUUCAUAACGGUUCUCUCCUUUGUACUGGACUACACUGUGUAUCAGGUAGCACCAGCCUGGGGAUCAAACCCAUGGAAGGCAUUGGUCCUCUUAGCUAUGUCUCAUGUGAUGCUAGUUUUCUACACAAGAACCAUCAGCAAUGCUAUAGAGGGCAUGCUAUUUGCUGUACUCCUUCUCCUUACUUCCUCUGGAAAGUGUAACAUUACAGUAACUGGCAUGGUCUUGGCAGCUGGAUUUUUUAACAGACCCACUUUUCUCUGUUUUGCCUUCAUGCCAGUACUCUACAAGGUUUCCCAAAGUGACAAGUCACAAUUCUCCUACACAGCCGCUAUGUUUAAUUUAAUUAGGAUGUUACCCAGUGUAAUGUUCACCUCACUCAUCUUCAUGGUAGCUGAUACAAUGUACUAUACAGGCCAUUAUCCAGUUUCUAUAAAUUGCACGGAAGGCUUAUUUAACCAAGUAAUACAAAAUACUAUUUUAACACCACUUAACUUUCUGCGGUAUAACCUCAACCCCCGUAACCUUGCACAACAUGGGGUUCACCCCCCAAUAACUCACCUAGCAGUUAACGGUCUUAUGCUCUUUGGAGCUCUCCAUGUGUACGCAUUGUGUUCUGGCAUUAACAUGAUAAAACACAAGAUAUGGCUAAAAUCUAAUGUUCAGAAGAGCGAGAAUGGGCAGCAAUCUCUCCAACAAAACAGCUUACUGUUAAUGUUUUAUUUUGCACCACUAUUACUCAUGUCGUUAUUUAAGCACCAAGAACCUCGCUUCCUCAUUCCCCUGGUGUUACCUUUAGUUUUAUUAGUUUCCAAUUAUAACAGAACGGUGAAAACAAAAUGUGUUAUUGUCUUGUUUAAUGUCCUAGGAGCCCUUUUCUUUGGCUGCCUGCAUCAAGCUGGAUUAAUUCCCAGUUUAUUCCACAUACAGCAAAUUGUGCAGUCUGCAUCCUCUGGCAACAUGUCAUCUCAUCAUACAAUCCUGUUCACACACACAUACAUGCCUCCUUAUUACUUGCUGGGAUUGCAGAAAGGACAAACAUCAGUGGGUAUUAUAGAUCUUGCUGGCAUGCCUGAAGUCCACCUGUGCCAGAAACUACAAGGACUUCAGGCAGAUCUGUCCCACCGAAACUCACGUGAGCUGGGGACAAAGAGGCAUCAUUUUAUAAUUGUGUUCCCUGGUACUAUUAGAUCGCUUGUGGAAACUUGUGGUUUGGUCCAUAAUGCCGAGACCUUCUUUACUCCACAUUUGUCUAUGGAAGAUCCUCCCAUGAUUUCCCAUUUGUUCACAGGUAACUUAAUAAGUCACAUAGCUCUGCACAUAAUUGAGGUGAAUGUGGACACAUGACGGUGAUAACACGUUUGAGUCAGUUUCGCAAGCAUGCUAAUGUUGGCGAAAAGAAUAUCUACGGGAGACUUUUUUUUUAUUACAAAUUUGGCCCAUCCAUAUUCAAAUGUGAAAAUGACACUGUGAUUUUUUAUGGGAUAUUACAAUAAGCACAAGUUCUAGAUGCUGGCAUUUAGUGAUCAAGUUAUUGACAUUGACAUUGUGUAAAUUAAAAUAGCAAUAUUCUUUCACCAUGUAGUUAAAUGCUGAUCUGUAAACAUCCCGGCCCUCAGGCACCCUAACAGUGUCUGGGUCUGGGACUGAUGGUACAGUAAGUGGUUGUGUGGUACCCCCAUAAAAGCCAAACAAAAAAACUUCAGGGGCUGCAGUCACAUAUGUAAGCUCUAUACAUAGCAGUGAAGGGAGGGGUAGAAGCAGAGGGAACCCUAACUAACUGUUUGUGGUAACCCUGUUACAAUUUGGUUACUGCAAAAUACCAUUUUAUAAAUGAUAUCCUAUGUAAUAAAAGGCUAACGCUGCGCCUCACUUCUAUGGGGGGGGGGGGGAUUCAAGUGUUUUGUGUGUUGGUGGCCACUAGAUGGCACCCGAUGGAGUAAUUCUAGUGUUGCUCCGUUCAGGCAUGCACAGUCGCCGGUGCUGACAUUACUGUUAUGUUCCGUCAUUUUGACGGGCUGGUAACUAGUUAUUUAUAAGACAGAGAGGAUGUUGCAUUUAGACAUAGCUGUGCUUAGGCACCCCCACACAUUUGAUCUGGUUCUACCUUCCACAAGUUCAUAGGGAUAACUUCUAAUGACAAUAAUUCUGCAAUUUAAUCUAUGAUCCGAAAACCAAGAUGACUUAUACAGGCAGUGGGAACUGUCACUGGGCAGAGCCGGCCAUAGGCAUAGGCAAACUAGGCAAUUGCCUAGGGCAUUUGAUAUGCCUAGGGGCAUCAGCAGCUUCUGCUGAUUAAAAUGAUAUGCGGCAUGCCUAUAUUCUGUGUGUAGCAUUUCAUAUGCAGAUACAGCCACAGUCUCACACAAUAUAUAGGCAUGCUGCAUAUCAUUUUAAUCAGCAGAAGCUGCUUGUGCAUCCUAGCCGCAUAGCAAUGCAAAUAAGAUGCAUCUUCAUAAAAAAAGGUGCCCGACGUUAGCAUUGAGGCAAGAUUUAUGAGGACACAUCUGUAUCCAAGCAGAGGCAGGGUUCACAGUGUUAGCGGCUGUGUGAGUGCUGUGUGCAUGCGAGUGGGUUGGUUGCGCAGUAGUGUUCAGAAUAUGUGUAAGGGACACUAUGUGUGUCAUUAUGUGUAUAAGGGCAUUAAUAAUGUGCAGCAUAUGUGUAAGGGACAUUAUGUGUAAAAGGGCAUUAAUAAAGGUUGUCAUAAUGUGUAAGGCGCAUUAGGUUUAUAAGGACAUUAAUAAUGUGUGUCAUAUGUGUAAGGGGCAUUACUUUGUGGAAUUAUGUGUAUAAAUGCAUUACUAAUGUGUGGCAUUAUGUGUAUAAGGUGCUCUACUAUGUGGCACUGCAUAUAGAAAGGGCACUACUGUGUCGUCUAAUGUGAAUAAAGAGCAAUAGGGUGUGGUGUAAUGUGAAUAAGGAGCAAUUCAGUCUGAUGUAAUGUGAAUAAGGGGCUCUACUGUGAGGAGUAACGUUUAUAAGGUAAAGUGAUACUACUGUGGGAUGUAAUGUGAAUUAUGAACACUAUCGCAUGAUCAAAUGUGAAUAAAGUUGCAGUACUGUGUGGUGUAA